AUGGAUCUCCAGGGCACUCCUCUCCCUCACGGCACCCGCAGCACUAAGGUCACCACCGACCCUCUUGCCUCUCAGCAACCCAUUGAGGAGCCUUCAGGCCCUGUCGCUAAUGACUCCCUUGCGGCUGAAUCUGUUGCCAAGGGUGGUGCUUUCUCCAACAACCGCGGCGCCGAGCCCACAUCUUACAACAAGUCCUCUUUGAAGAAUACCAACACCUCUGGAGCCACCGAGCUUCCCCCUGCCUCUGUUGGUGGUCUGCGUGAUGACCGUGAGCGUCAGGAGAAGUACCCUGAAGCUCUCGGCGGCCAGGGUGAUUUCCCCGGUGCCCACCUCUCACAGUCUGGCUAUGUUGGUGGCCCGACCGCUGCUAAGCAGCAGAUGGGUCAGGCAGAUCAGACUACUGCCAGCGGAAGCAGUCAAUACAAUGCCGGCCAGGCCCCUUCAUACAUCGCUGAUGUGACCGAUGGUUAUCAGCACCAGAAGCCCGACGGCCGAAACAUUCACGAAGGUGACUUCCACUCUUCUACUGCGAAGAAUGCCAGCUUCAACUCCGAUAUUGGCACCAGUGAUGACCCUGGUCGCGCUGCUAUCCACAAGUUCCAGCAAACCUCCGCCACUAGCGCGCUGAACGCUGGUGUUCCUCGUCAGGAGCACGUUGGCAACCCGACUUCCUUUGAAGCUCUGGAGCGGGACCAGCGUGCUUAA
Molecule: messenger RNA, 705 nt
Organism: Penicillium waksmanii
Lineage: Eukaryota; Fungi; Ascomycota; Eurotiomycetes; Eurotiales; Aspergillaceae
Exons: 1
Coding region: 1-705 (234 amino acids)
Source: RefSeq, a predicted model, not a curated record